ACCGGAUAUUGGGAGACGUUCGCAGCGGUGAUCAAGUCCAGGUCGCAUCAAAUAGAAGCAAAGCCAACGACCGGAAGCAUUGGGGAAGCCUUUCUGGACAAUCAUGGCCCGGACUCCGUCCCUUCCCCCCUGAUCAGGGUAGCGUCCAAGCCACAGCCAUGAAAUGAAAGUUUCGCUUGGGAGAGCUCAGGCCUCAUCCUAUGAUCCUUGCUAUGAUCCAACUUUGCCACAUCGGGUCAUGAGCCCACUCCUCAGGACACGGACGCGCGUGUGGGAGUUCCGUCCCGGAGAUCCACGAAUCCAACUCCAGCAGGAGAGAAAAACGCAGCCGCAGUCAAUGGGUGCUGUCAGAGAACCAAGUCUCUUCAGAAUGCUGCAACCCACCCCGAGCAGAUCCUGCGGCGAUGCGCGAACAGGAAGGCAUCCUCCCCCGACCCCCUGUCAAGCUUGCGAGGAACGAGUUCCUUGGUGUCAGGAGCCUAAGACUAGGAGAUGCAGCGGAAGUAUGACUGGGGUUUGGAUAUAUACGUUGGAGCUAGACGGAUCCUUCGAGGUGUUGCACCUGCAGAAAUGGCGCAGAUUUUAUAUGAAGGGACCACUUAAUACCAAGUAGUUUGGUCUUGGGAUGGGUCGCAGACUGAAGACCUUGUCGCUCCAGGCAGGCUCCGUGUUAGCAUCGAAAUGGUUCUCAACAUG
Aspergillus sclerotioniger CBS 115572 is the source of this 696-nucleotide messenger RNA. RefSeq lists its product as uncharacterized. Bases 164 to 613 code for a protein of 149 amino acids. The transcript is spliced from 2 exons. Lineage: Eukaryota; Fungi; Ascomycota; Eurotiomycetes; Eurotiales; Aspergillaceae. The record is from RefSeq and is a predicted model, not a curated record.